GUUUCGUUCUCUGUUUCCCCUCUGCAAUUAGCCACCCCACCCCUCGCAAAACAGAGGAAAGAGGGGGGCAAAAACAGAGGAAGAACCACCACACACUCAAUCCUAGAGAGAGAGAGAGAGAGAGAGAGAGAGAGAGAGGGGUGCAGUGCUUUUCAUUGUCAACUGGCUAUCUUGAUGAAGUUUUGUGAGAAGCAGUUGUUUUAUCAGAGUGCUCUUUGAUUGAUCUCUGAAUGCAUCUCUUUCUUUCCUUUUUCGGUACCUUAAGAUUGAGAGCUCUGGCAUUACGAGCAGAGAAGUGAUUCUAGUUGGUGAGAACGGGAAGAAAGGUUGCGAGUCUUGGAAAAUAAUAUAUAAGUUGGCAAAGAUUUGGCACGAGGGGUUCUUCUUGUUUUUUUUUUAGGGGGGCUAUAUGUCUGAGAGUUGGGCUGGGAAUGAGCAAAAUAUAAUGGAUUUCUGGCCGGAGUUUCUUGCGAGCAAUUGGGGUAGAGAAUUCGUGGCCGGUGGAUGUGGCGGGGUCGCGGGUAUUUUAUCUGGCUAUCCGCUUGAUACUCUCCGGAUUCGGCAGCAGCAGUCGAGGGCUGGCUCUGCCUUCGGCAUCCUUCGCAGCAUCAUCGGCAAUGAGGGGCCGGGUGCUCUUUAUAGGGGCAUGGGUGCACCCUUGGCUACUGUCACUUUUCAGAAUGCCAUGGCUUUUCAAUCCUACGCUAUCCUAUCCCGCGCUUUUGGUGAGUCUGGGUCUUCCCAAGACCCUCCUUCCUACCAAGGAGUCGCUUUAGGAGGCAUCGGCACCGGUGCCCUGCAAAGUCUGAUGCUAACUCCCAUUGAACUAGUUAAGAUCCGCCUUCAGUUGCAGGACAGAGCCUGUGCUAAUUCCCAUGAGCUGUAUAACCAACAUAAUGGACCGAUGAGUGGCAAAAGCAUAUUUCAAAGAGAAGGAUUAAGAGGUAUGUACCGAGGCUUGACCAUCACCGUACUUCGAGAUGCGCCAUCCCAUGGGGUCUACUUCUGGACUUACGAAUACAUGAGAGAGAAGCUCCACCCUGGAUGCAGAAAAGAUGGUCAAGAGAGCUUUAGGACAAUGAUUACAGCGGGAGGCCUAGCAGGAGUCGCAAGUUGGAUCUGUUGCUAUCCCUUAGACGUUGUGAAGACAAGGCUGCAAGCUCAAUCCCACCUCUCACCGAUGCAAUAUAGUGGCAUAGUCGAUUGUCUGCGUAGAAGUGUGAAAGAGGAAGGAUACGGCGUGCUCUGGCGAGGCCUAGGAACUGCUGUUGUCAGAGCUUUCUUUGUGAAUGGUGCGAUUUUCACUGCUUAUGAACUCGCUCUCAGGUGCUUCUUUAAUAACAAGAGUAGCAUCAGCAUCCAACAAGAGAGUGCAAUCUGGGAAAACUAGCGGAUGCUUCGGAUUGUUGGCCAUCACCACAGGCUAUCUAGCUGCUAGCAAGUGUUACUUAAAUAUGUAUAAAGGGAUGAAUCCCACAUGAUUGUACAGGAUUACUUUCCCAGGAUUGCAGUAAGAUUACUCUUAGAGGAUGAACUUCACAUGGUUAUUGCUAUGUACCUUUCCAUAGUAAAAAAAUUAUGAAAAGAGCCGAAAAAAGUAUCAAUGCCAAUAAUAUGGCUUGUUUAGUUCCUUAAACUUAAAAGCCACGAAUACCUAUUGCAUUAAACUAUUAGUGCAACAGGAUUCAUGGUUUUCAUGGAGCGCGAUCUCAUCACAUCACGCCACAUAAGCUUGUUGAGGUUUUGUCA
Eucalyptus grandis is the source of this 1749-nucleotide messenger RNA. Its product is annotated as mitochondrial arginine transporter BAC2. The record is from RefSeq and is a predicted model, not a curated record. Gene Ontology annotation, biological process: transmembrane transport. Gene Ontology annotation, molecular function: transmembrane transporter activity. NCBI's taxonomy places the organism in Eukaryota, Viridiplantae, Streptophyta, Magnoliopsida, Myrtales, Myrtaceae.